Molecule: messenger RNA, 396 nt
Organism: Verticillium alfalfae VaMs.102
Lineage: Eukaryota; Fungi; Ascomycota; Sordariomycetes; Glomerellales; Plectosphaerellaceae
Exons: 2
Coding region: 1-396 (131 amino acids)
Source: RefSeq, a predicted model, not a curated record
AUGCCCAACGCACCCCCGGCUGCAUGGUAUAACCUACGUGGAUCUCGCCUGGGAGGUUUCGGUGGCCGUAUCGGAGGAUUCAUGCCCAAUGAUUCGAGAAGCCGUAAUGCACGUGGCAAUCGCAACCGUCGCCAAACGGGCCAGGAGGCUACAGCUGCGCCGAUUGCGGAAGUUGCUACCGUCACUCAACCUCCCGUCACCGCAGAGGUGACCCGACCAGCCGCGGCUCCCGCCGUAUCAGGUGCGCGGCAGGGGUUCUCCAACUUGAGGUUCUGGAGGAGAAACAGAAACGGUGACAGUAACAAUACUGCGUCCAGUCAAGCUGAAGAGGUGACAGCUUCCGGCGAGGCUGUGACCCCGUCGCAGCUGGAGGCUGGGAAUCUCAAGGAGGGCUAG